Messenger RNA from Cyprinus carpio (common carp), 1400 nucleotides. Its product is annotated as ALK tyrosine kinase receptor-like. Lineage: Eukaryota; Metazoa; Chordata; Actinopteri; Cypriniformes; Cyprinidae. Bases 48 to 1046 code for a protein of 332 amino acids. The record is from RefSeq and is a predicted model, not a curated record. The transcript has 2 exons.
UAUGUAUUUUUAUUUAUUUUUUUUUUUUUUUAAAUAGGUACCGGAUAAUGACACAGAGUUGGCAGCAUCAACCAGAAGACAGACCAAACUUCUCAACUAUUCUGGAGAGGAUUGACUAUUGUCUGCAGGAUCCAGAUGUGGUGAAUGUGCCUUUGCCUGUUGAGUACGGCCCCAUCCCUGAGGAAGAGGAGAGGGUACCCAUGCGUCCCGAAGACCCUUCGGCCCCCUCCUUGCUUGUAACCCCUCAGGGCACCGAGGAUGCUUCAUCUGCCGCCCACUCCGAUCAGCCUAAGAGAGAUGGGGAGGCUGUUCUCAUGGACAGCAAACUUCCACCCGAUCCCCUAUCUCAGCCUCAUCCCCAUCACCACCACCAACCCCCGGUAGUCACUGCCCCCAUACCAGCUGCCAAACCUUCCUCUGCAACUCCCCUGACCACCCAGGAUGGAGGGCAUGUGAAUUUGGGCUUCAUGCAGGCCCACCCUUUAGAGAAGGAGAGCCAUAACGGAAAGCCCACCAACCUGUGGAACCCCACCUAUGGCUCGUGGUUUCUACAGCAGCAACAGAAGAGACAGCAGGCCCAGGCACAAAGACAGGCAAGUAGUCCACGGAUCCCAGGUGAAGGGCAGGAACAAGCAGGCCGGACUGUGACAGUAGCUGAAGCUCUGGGCCUGCAGCAACAGCACAAACAGCAGCAGUACCAACAGCAGCUCCAGCGCCAGCAGCAACAAGGCCUGUGUCGACCACUUUUGCCCCCUCCUGCCCCAACUCCUUUACUCCUGGAUUCGGCCACCCUAGCACCAGUUCCGCUCUAUAGACUACGGCGCUUCCCAUGUGGGAACAUCGGGUAUGGCUACCAGGAGCAGGGCCUGCCCAUGGAGCCCAUGCCGGGGCCCCAGCCUCCCCCACCUCAUCCUGGCCAGCAAAGGCCCAUCUCUUUGGCUCGGGCCAGUGGCCCUGAGGACAGCCGCCCGCUUUUGGUCACCAUGGGUAUAGUGCAGGACUCCAGACUCCCGAAAAUGGAAGGACACAAUGCCACUGUUCUGUAACUGUGCACGUUCUCUAUCAGUGCCCACUUUGCAAACACUGUGCUGUCCAUCUAUGUCCACAUUUGCUAAGCCCCUUUGUGCUUUAUCGUUGUACUUUUCAGCCAUGAGACUGGGAGUAGAAAGACUCUGCGCUGGAAACUCAGAGAAACUUUCUCUGAACGUCAGUCACUGAAACAGAACGAUUGUCAUUUGCAUAAAGUAACAAGACUGUUGCGUUUCCGAAAGCCACAAUUGAGAAACAAAAAUAAACUGAUUAAGCCCUUACAAGGACUAAUUCUGUGAAAAGACUAUAUUAUAUCAGUGAUAUUUUUCCAUAAUGGGGGAGAAAAAAAAUUAAUAAAAUGGGUUUGUUGA